AUGGAAUACCACCUAUGCAAGACACUGCUCUUCUCUUUGAUUAUCAUCGGUAGCCAUGCAAGCCAGUUCUUGACUGACAAGACCCUACCCGAGGGAAGAUUUUCAGAUGCCUGCACCAACGCCCUCGUAUCCAACAUCUCCUGCGAGUAUCAAGUCGCCACCUUUCUCCAAGACCGAUACUACCCAGUGGACUCCCUCGUAGAGGCGUGCACGCCCUCGUGCCAACAAGGACUUGCUGCGUACGAACACGCCGUCUCGUCUGCUUGCAAUGACUCUGAUAUUUACCGGAAGUCUGAGACGGGAUAUGCUCCAGCGUAUGCAAUACCUAUGCAGUAUCGCUAUUAUUACAAUAAGACCUGCAUCCGAGACGGCGAGCGCUGGUGCCAUGAUGUGGCUCAUAACAUGGCGACCGGGAAGAUUGAGGCAGAUCGAUGCGACGACUGCUCUAUCAAGCAAUGGCAGUUUGUUGCCGGCUCGCCCAUGUACGCUGGUAAUCAGUUGAGGUCCAGCUAUACCGCUUUAACAAAGAGCUGCUCCAAAACAGGCUUCCCUUUGGCACCCUCUUCUUCUUUGCCAUCUUCAUCUACCAGCACAACUGCCUCACCAACUCCUUCCGUCUGCAGUGGUAAAACAUAUACUAUCAAAUCCGGAGACACAUGCCAGUCAAUUUCCAAGUCUCAGGGUGUCGGCACUGCACAGCUACUGGUCGAUAAUGGUCUCGAAGCCUAUUGCAAGAACUUUCCAAGCCAAGGUGAACUAUGCAUCGACCGCACCUGCACCACACACCCUGUGGCCGCCAAUGAGACAUGCGCAGAUAUUGGACGCAAAUACGUUAUCACCCAAGUCCAACUCACCACUUGGAACCCGAUUCUUGGUCAGAACUGCCGUCACAUUGAGCGCUCAGUUGGGAACAACAUAUGUGUCUCGCCCCCAGGAGACGAUGGCUCCUGGACGCCCAUCACAAUCCCAACUUCAGUCGCUCCGACAACAACAGAAACCGCAACACCGGCUCCUGUCCCAACGAACCUGGCAAAUGGCACUGUAAAGCGUUGUUCACAAUACUAUCUCGUGGAGCCUGGGGAUUAUUGCAACAAGGUCAUUCUCAAAUAUAGCAUUUCGCUGGAUGAUUUCUUGUUUCUCAACAAGGGUGUGAACAAAAACUGCACGAACCUUUUUGCCAACGAGUCUUACUGCGUCUCGCCUCUUGGUUCUAUUGAUGACUAUCCCGGUGCACCCGGGUAUAUUGACCCGAGCGCCAGCUACUCGGAUAUUCCCUACUCCAGCUACCCCACGGCAGUCUAUACACCUCCUAUUAAUGCCAACGUAACAAAGCUUUUGCCCAUUUCUCCGGGUGGUCGGAAGGAUUGUUAUAUCUACGUAGCUGGCCCAGAACUCCAGAUCGAUGUCUCCGGCACCUUCUACGCGUCCUCCUGCGAAGCCGUCGCCGAGGCAGCCGGAAAGGCCGUGGAGGAGUUAGAGCAAUGGAAUCCCUCUAUCAGCGCCAACGGGACGUGCACAUUCAGCCCGAGCUACCGAUACUGUAUGAACCCGAACAGACCUACAGAUAGUGGUCCUGUUGCAACAAAGCCUCCUGUGCCUUCCUCCAACACAUCGGCGGCAUCUCAUACUACUAUAUCCUCCGUGAGCACCACGACCACGGCGACCAAGACCGCGCCCACGACCGGAGGCCCCCCUGGCCCAACCCAAUCCGGCAUACCCGAUAACUGCAACAAAUGGCACCUAGUUACAAGCUCAGACGAGAAUUGUGCUACCGUUGCCGCAAAAUCCAACAUAAGCCUCGAGCAGUUUUACGAUUGGAACCCUGCUGUUUCACAUGACUGUGUGGACGGGUUCUGGAAGGAUGAAGCAUAUUGUGUCGGCGUAGCCAAGUGA
Messenger RNA from Aspergillus steynii IBT 23096, 1893 nucleotides. Its product is annotated as LysM peptidoglycan-binding domain-containing protein. The transcript has 6 exons. NCBI's taxonomy places the organism in Eukaryota, Fungi, Ascomycota, Eurotiomycetes, Eurotiales, Aspergillaceae. Bases 1 to 1893 code for a protein of 630 amino acids. The record is from RefSeq and is a predicted model, not a curated record.